Nematolebias whitei (Rio pearlfish) is the source of this 3667-nucleotide messenger RNA. It is a transcript of the gene abl1, whose product is annotated as c-abl oncogene 1, non-receptor tyrosine kinase. The transcript has 12 exons. The coding region runs from base 316 to 3660 and encodes 1114 amino acids. Gene Ontology annotation, biological process: regulation of apoptotic process; protein phosphorylation. Gene Ontology annotation, molecular function: ATP binding; protein binding; non-membrane spanning protein tyrosine kinase activity. The record is from RefSeq and is a predicted model, not a curated record. Lineage: Eukaryota; Metazoa; Chordata; Actinopteri; Cyprinodontiformes; Rivulidae.
CUUCCAUGGCUAUCUUCAACGUUAGCUGGAGGUCGCCGGCUAACCAACUAUUUAAAUGGUUUUGCAGUCGUGUACCGUUUUUGUCAUUUGAGGGACCUGGACUCCAUUAAUCCAUGAUCCAUAAGGACAUACUGGAGUAAUUUGGAUCUGCUCAUGAGACCUGUACCACUUGUUUUCUUGGAGUGGAUAGUCUGAGACGGAGAACGGGUCUUCUAUGUUCUCCUGAUCCUCUCCUUGCCUGCAGCCCAACAGUUGGACAGUGAGCAAGUGGUACCAGCUUGGAGAGUCCCGGCUACAGCCUGGCAUCCUGCCCUUAUGGGGCAGCAGCCGGGUAAGUUUGUAGGGGACCAGAGGAGACCCAGUUUUCAUGCCUUCAUCAAGGGGGGGAAGAGGGAGUCAUCACGUCAUGUGAGCCAGCCCUGGAAUGUUUUUGAUCGGCAUGAAGCUCUCCAGAGACCAGACUUUGAGGGUCAGGGUCUGUCGGAAGCAGCACGCUGGAACUCCAAGGAGAACCUGUUAGCGGGACCCAGUGAGAAUGACCCCAACCUGUUCGUCGCACUCUAUGACUUUGUGGCAAGCGGUGACAACACACUAAGCAUCACUAAAGGGGAGAAGUUGCGCGUGCUUGGUUACAACCACAACGGUGAGUGGUGCGAGGCGCAGACCAAGAAUGGCCAGGGAUGGGUGCCGUCCAACUACAUUACUCCAGUCAACAGCCUGGAGAAGCACAGCUGGUACCAUGGGCCCGUGUCGCGCAACGCUGCGGAGUACCUGCUCAGCUCGGGAAUCAACGGAAGCUUUCUGGUCCGAGAGAGCGAGAGCAGCCCCGGACAGAGGUCCAUUUCUCUGCGUUACGAGGGGAGAGUGUACCAUUACAGGAUUAACACUGCAUCAGACGGCAAGCUGUACGUCUCAUCAGAGAGCCGUUUCACCACAUUGGCAGAACUCGUGCACCACCACUCCACCGUGCAGGACGGCCUCAUCACCACGCUGCACUAUCCAGCGACAAAACGCAACAAGCCCACCAUCUAUGGAGUUUCUCCCAACUACGACAAGUGGGAGAUGGAGCGCACUGACAUCACUAUGAGGCACAAACUGGGAGGGGGCCAGUAUGGGGAGGUGUACGAAGGCGUCUGGAAAAAGUACAACCUCACUGUGGCUGUCAAAACACUUAAGGAAGACACAAUGGAGGUGGAGGAGUUUCUUAAAGAGGCUGCUGUUAUGAAAGAGAUCAAACACCCCAACCUGGUGCAGCUGUUGGGUGUUUGCACACGGGAGCCGCCGUUCUACAUCAUCACAGAGUUCAUGACCCACGGUAACCUGCUGGACUACCUGAGGGAGUGCAACAGAGAGGACGUCAACGCCGUGGUGCUGCUGUACAUGGCCACACAAAUCUCUUCAGCCAUGGAGUACCUGGAGAAAAAAAACUUUAUACACAGGGACUUGGCUGCUCGUAACUGUUUGGUUGGGGAGAACCACCUGGUGAAAGUUGCAGAUUUUGGCCUGAGCAGGUUAAUGACUGGAGAUACGUACACGGCUCACGCUGGUGCCAAGUUCCCCAUUAAAUGGACUGCUCCAGAGAGUCUGGCUUACAACACAUUUUCUAUCAAGUCUGAUGUCUGGGCAUUUGGUGUACUGUUGUGGGAAAUUGCCACUUAUGGUAUGUCUCCUUACCCCGGCAUUGACCUGUCCCAGGUCUAUGAGCUGCUGCAAAGAGACUACCGCAUGGAACGACCAGAAGGCUGUCCAGAGAAGGUCUACGAGCUAAUGACAGCCUGUUGGAGGUGGAACCCAGCUGAACGCCCGACAUUUGCUGAAACACAUCAAGCAUUUGAGACUAUGUUUCAGGAGUCCAGCAUCUCUGAUGAGGUUGAGAAGGAGUUGGGGAAGAAGGGUAAAAAGACCACGUUAGGCCCCAUUCAGCAGGCUCCACAGCUGCCCACCAAGACCAGACCUUCCCGCAGAAACAUGGAAAGCCGGGACAGAGACAGUCCAGACCCAGUGGAUCCAGAGGUGGCUGUAUCAUCGCCAAUGCUUCCUCGGAAAGAGCGCCCCCUGAUGGACAACAACCUAAAUGAAGAUGACCGUUUGCUGCCCAGAGACAAGGACAAGACACGUGGCAGCGGUUUCCUCAGUCUCAUCAAGAAAAAGAAAAAGAGCGCACCUGAGCCACCCAAACGCAGCUCUUCUUUCAGAGACGAGGUUCACUCCGACAGAAGGGUUGUGACUCCUGAUCCUCGAGACGGUGAUAAUUUCAACAAUGGUGCACCCUUGUCUCUAAACGACAUCACACAUGGCACUGACUUGUCAAAGUUCUUGAGUACGACCAAUAAUGGAGCUGGUGGUAUUUCCAGUGGGGGUCCAAACUACCCUGGACCUUUGUUUUUUCGAAAGAAAGGGUCUCCUGCGGUGCCUGGUCCAGGAGGUAAGGUGGCCACAACACCACCCAGCGAAGAGGAAUCUUUUUCCAAUUCAAGCCGCUUCCUCUGGUCCAGUAACAUGACUAAUGGUACCGAGUGGAAAUCUGUCACACUGCCAAGAGAUCCGGGCCAUCGCCACUUUGAUUCAAGCACCUUGACAGGCAAACCAGCGCUGCCACGCAAGAGGACCAAUGAGCAGAAAGGAGAGACGGCCCCUCGAAAAGGUACCCUGACUCCCCCACCACGCCUGAACACACCACCUGAUCCUUCCUCUUCCUUCUUGGGAAAAGAUACAGAUCCCAGUCCAGGUUCCAGUCCAAAAGCACUGACACCCAAGGUGGUGAAGAGGCCAGGUGUGCCAGGUUUGGAGAACUCAAAGACCAGUGCUCUCCAUGCAGAGCUUCUGAAGCCCAACGUUUUUCCUGCUUUGGGAGCAGCUGGUGACGAGUGUAGGGCCCGCAGAAACAAGCACACGAUAGAUCCCUUAUCUGUCAGAGAAAAAGGAAAGUUACAGAAACCCAAACCAGCCCCACCUCCACCGCCCACUGGUCCUAAAACAAGCAAGAUGUCCCGUAGCCCCACUCAAGAACUCCCCUCCCCCUCAUCUUCCCCUUCAGAUAUCAAACUCAAGUGCCUUCCUUCGAUUUCAGAUCCCCGCCAUACUGCAGCUGCUAGUGACCAAGCCCGCUCACCAGUCACUGAGGGAUCCAAAAAGGUUCCCCUAGGCGGCUCCUCUAAACCUCAGCCACUAAAAUCCCCCACCUCACCCACUUCAGCAACCACUUUUCCUUCUACCCAGAACCAGGGAGGCUCAGCUGUAACCACACCCACUGAUCAAAGCUCAAUUGCGUUCACCCCUCUAGCUAAAACUCGAAUUUCUCUACGCAAAACGACACCCCGCCAAGCCUCUGAGCGCACCCCGAACUCGGCCGUGACACGCGAGAUGGUGCUGGAAGGAGCCGAGCUGCUCCGCAAAGCGAUUUCUCGCAUUUCCGAGCAAACGGGUAGCCACAGCAGCGUGCUGGAGGCCGGCAAGAAUCUGUCCAAGUACUGUGUGAGCUUUGUUGACUCAAUUCAGCAGAUGAACAAGUUUGCCUUUCGAGAGGCCAUCAACAAACUCGAGAGCAGCUUGCGCGAGCUUCAGAUCUGCCCCACUGCCACAGGGGGCUCCAAUGCACAGCAAGACUUCAGCAAGCUGCUGUCCUCUGUCAAAGAGAUCAGUGACAUCGUUCAGAGGUAGCGCAAUA